AUGGGCCUCUUCGGCAGCAGCAAGGGCAAGGACAAGGGCACCCCCGGCGCCUCGUCAUCCCGAGCUUCCCCUCCCCCUCCACCGCCGGCGUGUUUCCGCCCUGAACGCCGGCGCCUGCACAUCCCGGUGCACCAAGCGCGGUGGCACUGGGAGUACAGGCAGCCCCUCCCCUACCCCGACGUGACGCUGCCGCACCAUUGGCAUUUGGAUCCAAACCGGAUCCCGAUGCCGGCGGUCCCGCGAACCCAGCGGGCGCACGACGACGAGGUGCACCGGCGCUGCGCGCUGCUCAUGCCGGAGCAGCGUCGGCUGCCCGAGUACGCCGCUGACUCUCCCAACUGGGAGGCUUGGUUCGCCCUCGAAUACGAGGAGCAACGACGCUCGGGUGUCGACGCCAUCCCGCUGCCGUUCCCAUCGCCGCCCCCGGAUGUACAGCCGGAAGACAUGGAGGCGGAGGCGGAGUACCAAGCCGCCCUCGAUGAGGCCCUGCAGCACGCGCUGGAGGCUAGCCGCAUCGAUGAGGAUGCGCACUGGGAUGGGCUGGAGCAAGCCCUUGCCCUGUCGGCGGCGGGGGACUCCGUCCACUCCCCGCUCUUCGUGCCGCCACCUCCACCGUCGCCGCCCGAGGCCUACUCGUGGACGGGCCAGUACUGCGAGUGGGUCAGCGCGCCUCCCAUCCACUUCGCCGCCACGCCGGAGGAGGAGGCGGCCCACCUCGAGCGAUGGAGGGAGCACUGGCUCCGCCAGGAGCAGGCCGACGGCGAGGAGCAGAUGCGCUACGACGCCAUGCUCGAACGCGACGCGGAGGUGCUUCGACUCGAGGAGGAGGAGGAGGAGCGCGCGGCUUGCCAUUGGCCGGCGAUGGCGCGGGGCUCCAGAAAGAAGAAGAGGGACACGAGGAGGAUGGCGCGCGGCCCAGUGUCCGAGCUCCCCGACGACCUCCUUGUCGAGAUCCUCUCGCGCUUGCCCUUCAAGUCCACCCGCUGUUGCAUGUGCGUCUCCACGCGCUGGCGCGAUCUAAUCUCCCACCCGGACCACCGCAAGAAGAUUUCUCAGUCGACCCUCGCCGGCUUCUUCUUUGAAACAUGGGACACAGAUCAGGUGUCUCGUCGUUACCAAAGCGUCUCCGGGAACUGGUGCCCUCGCAUCAACUCCUCCCUCUCAUUCCUGCCCGGAUGUGAGAAACUAGACAUAUUGGACUGCUGCAAUGGCCUCCUCCUCUGUAAAUGCUGUCAGGACACUGAUCGCAAGAUAAUGGAUUACGUGGUGUGCAAUCCAGCCACUGAGAAGUGGGUGGUCGUGCCUGCCACAAACUGGUCCAGCGAGUCGUGCAAAGUUCGCUUGGGGUUCGAUCCAGCCGUCUCAUCACACUUCCAUGUUUUUGAGUUCGUACCUACCUGUGUCUGGGAUGGGGAUAAGAGUGGUGAUCACAGUCAAAGAUGCAUCAAAGUGGUGGGAAUCUACUCUUCCAAAGCUGGAGUUUGGACACGUCAGCGCGCAUGGGACCUUCCAAUUGAAACAGUUCACUUUAUAGGUAGCGCAUUUCUGACCGGGAUCCUGUAUUUAACUUGCAAUGAUGAUUUGGUUGCGACCAUCGACGUGGAUGGAAAUUGCAGUUUCGUUCGUGUUCCUAAACCACACUAUCAAUGUGGUGCUUAUGAUGUUUAUGUGUCACGGGGCCAUUUGUAUUUCGCAAGUUGUGAUGCUUCUGAAAUAUCAAUUUGGGUUUUAGAAGAUUUUAGUACUGCAAAAUGGACCUUGAAGCUCAAUGUCAGCUACAUGCUACUGUUUGGAACAAGGUAUACAAGCCAUGAUGAUCAUUGUUGUGUUAUCUCAGCUCACCCAGAACAUAAUGUCAUAUUCAUCAUUGUCAAAUAUACAUUGUAUUGGCGUUCACUGGUGGAACUAUUUUCCUACGCAAUAGACUCUAAGGAGCUGCGUUCGAUAUGUGAUCUUGGACGGGAAUCCAGCUCCCCUUAUCUUUCAUAUGUUCCCUUGUUCUCAGAGUCACUGGCAGAUGAACACUAAAAGUCUUGCAUAUUGGAGCCUCGCAAUUGUCCAUCUUUCUGAUGAUACCAGAGUUAGGUCAUGAA
Molecule: messenger RNA, 2093 nt
Organism: Triticum dicoccoides
Lineage: Eukaryota; Viridiplantae; Streptophyta; Magnoliopsida; Poales; Poaceae
Exons: 3
Coding region: 1-2028 (675 amino acids)
Molecular function (GO): protein binding
Source: RefSeq, a predicted model, not a curated record